Molecule: messenger RNA, 1850 nt
Organism: Coregonus sp. 'balchen'
Lineage: Eukaryota; Metazoa; Chordata; Actinopteri; Salmoniformes; Salmonidae
Source: the annotation of a GenBank genome assembly
AUGACCUCCCCAACAGAGAAAAUCGUGCUGAAAAGCACCUCAGUUUCCCUCAACGAUCGGUGAGACUACCAUAAGCCAGUGGUGAUGAGUUUAGAGGCCACCUCCUGUACUCCAUAUCUUGCUAAUUGCAAACCCUGUUAUGACUAAGUGUCUUUUGUCUUAUCAGUCAUUCUUCCCCGUUGAUACAAAAUCAUGAGUCAAAGGCCAAACCUGUCUGUUUGCUAGACAUCUAGCUACAGCUGGUUAAUUGGGGACUUCACCCCAUGUACACAAGUGCAUUGUAUAGGCAGUAAGUGGCUGGGCAGGGGAAUGCAACUACAUGGUACAGUAGUAUGCUAAGUAUGUUCUAUCCUCCUUUAUCCCUCAAACCCUGCUCCUCCAAGCUUCACGACUAUGCUGAAGAACAAGCAGCCGGAGCCAGUGGAUGUACAAGCCAACAUGCAGCAGCAGCAAGUGGCCAGUGUCCGCAACAGGAGACUGGCUCUGCAGAUGGAGAACAGGACCUCUGUGCAGGCCGCCCUGCAGCCCAAGGUGAGGGAACUAACCAUCCACUUUUCAACUUGUCUAGGUUAGUCUGUUAGAUUAAGUGUCAGUGUCACUAAUCCAAGGCUGCAUUCAGUUCGAUGCAACGUUCUGUGACGGUUUGUACUGAAGGGCACGUUUCCCCAAAAUGGUGCGCACUGUUCUUCAACAGCCUUUGAGGUAUGUUUGGUGGGUGUGGCCUGAUCAAUAUGGGUGUGACCAUUUUGAAAUUUCAAAACUUGUGCAGCACACACUAUACCAUCUUUGUUCAUACACAAUCUCCCUCUGCCCCACCAUAAUCAUACCGUUCUUCAACUGGUCGUUCAGAAUUGUUUCCGUUGAAUUAAAGUUGAACACUGUUCUGUCGUACUGAACGCACCACAGAUCAGAACUACCCCAGUAUCACUAUUUUUUUUCCUUUUUAAGAAGAGACCAGAGAAAUGAAAACGUGGACUAGAUUAGAAGCAUUGAAGUUUAAUUUGAAUUUUGAAACCAAGGGCGCCACCUCCUGGGCAUGUCAUGUCUUUACUUUCAGUUCAUCGAUUACAUUUUAAUGGAAUGCACCCUAACUCUGUUGGUACGUUCCGAUGUCCCACAGAGCCUGAAGCAGCGCCUGGGGAAGGGCAACGUCCUGACAAGGCUAGGUCGGCCCAUGGGGACCCUGAUGCGGGGGGCCACCAGAAGCCGAGGGUUUGCUGUAAGGGGACUGCGAGGGAUGAACCGAGGAGCAUUCAGAGUGCGUGGAAACAACAGAUGGGGCUUUUUGAGAGGUGGCUAUGCUUUGAGAGGUGGCUAUGCUUUCAGAGGUGGGUGUCCUUUUUGUUUAUCUCUGUAUUUGGUGUACUGUGUUGUUCAACUGUAAUACAGUUGGAGCCAGUUUAACUUUAUAUAUCCCUCUCUCGUUCAGGUGUGAAUCAGAUGCGUGCCCGGGGAGGGGUGACUAAGCUUAGGUUUCGUCAGGGCCUGAGGCUGCAAGGUGGCCAGCUGAACAAUGCUGGAGUGCUGGUGAGCCGCGGAGCCAGGAAUGGACUGGGCCUGAGAGGAAGAGGUGCGAGAACUCUUGCACUCUCUUAACUGUGCAUACUCUGCCCUCCCUUCUCCCACUGCCCUCCCUCAUGUCUUGUCGUCCCUACCCAGGCAGAGGAGCGGGUCUGGGCCUGCGGGGCCGGGGAGGGUUCCGGUGCCGAGGCAUGGGCAAACCUGAAAAAAUCCCCACCAAAGAGGAGCUGGACAACCAACUAGACAACUACAUGUCAAUGACCAAGAGCCACCUAGACGCAGAGCUGGAUUCCUACAUGGCCAUGGCAGGCUCCGACUACAUGGAGUAG